UGAACAAAACCCACAAAACCCUCUCCCAAUUUCAACUCAAAAACCCAGUAAAAUCUUGCAAGAAUAGAGCUUGAAAACAACAAGAGCAUAUACUCAUAAGAAAGAAGAGGGUAAGUGAAGAACGAAACAGAGGAGAGAGAGGGAGUUAAGUUGUGGAGAGAGAGAGAGAGAGAGAAAGUUAGAGAGAGAGGAAGAGUUGGCAUUUGUUUAUUGUUUAAGGGGGGACAAGAGCGUAUCUGCAAAAAUCCUGAAAUUCGAUUCAGUUCCUUAAAAAAGUAAGGUAAAGAAGAUUAUAUAUUUCUCUCUCUAAUAAUAAAAUAUACUCAAUGAAAGGAGAGUUGAGAGAUUGAAACCCACAAAGCAAAACCCAUGUACUGUUCAAUGUAUCCAAAACAGCUCAGAAAUGAAGUGGGAAAGUGAGGAGGAAGAAGAAGAAGAGGAAGUUUUGUACUGAUGGGUCUGAAAAUGCAAGGCCGCCAUUUGGUGGCUGUGAGGUUGAAUGAGCAAUUAGGUACAAAAAGGAAGUACACAUUCAUCAACAAAGUUUGGGCUGGGAGAAUUCUAGUGAUUUGGAUCUUCAUUAUGGCCAUUGCUAGCGGAAUCAAAUACAGGGGAAUGGAUGCUGAUAACAAGGAGAGAAGGAAAGAAGUGCUUGUGAGCAUGUGCGAUCAGCGAGCCAGGAUGUUGCAAGAUCAAUUCAGUGUCAGUGUUAACCAUGUCCAUGCCUUGGCUAUCCUUGUCUCAACUUUCCAUUAUUUCAAGAACCCAUCAGCAAUUGAUCAGGAAACUUUUGCUCAGUACACGGCCUGCACAGCCUUCGAGCGGCCACUACUGAGUGGGGUAGCUUAUGCGCAGAGUGUGCUUCAUUCAGAGAGGGAAGAAUUUGAGAGAGAACAUGGUUGGACCAUAAGGACAAUGGAGAAGGAGCCUUCACCUAUCCGGAACGAGUAUGCACCAGUGAUAUUUUCCCAAGAAACAGUUUCCUAUAUUGAAUCACUUGAUAUGAUGUCAGGGGAGGAGGACCGGGAAAACAUUUUGAGGGCUAGGGCUACUGGGAAAGCAGUUCUUACAAGCCCUUUCCGGUUGUUGGGUUCUCAUCAUCUUGGGGUUGUGUUGACAUUCCCUGUGUACAAAUCGAAGCUCCCUCCAAACCCAUCGUUGGUUGAACGCAUUCAAGCAACUGCGGGAUAUCUUGGUGGGGCCUUUGAUGUCGAGUCACUUGUUGAGAACUUACUUGGGCAACUUGCUGGGAACCAGGCAAUUGUGGUGAAUGUUUAUGAUGUUACUAACUCUUCAGAUCGCUUAAUCAUGUAUGGACACCAAUAUCAAGAUGGUGACAUGUCUCUUAAGCAUGUCAGCAUGCUUGAUUUUGGAGACCCAUUUAGAAAGCACGAAAUGGUGUGUAGGUACCUUCAGAAGGCACCCAUGUCGUGGUCAGCAAUCACCACUGUGUUCCUAGCUUUCAUGAUUAUCUUUUUAAUCAGUUUGAUGAUAUACGGUGCAGCAAUUCACAUUGUUGAUGUUGAGAACGAUUUCCAAGAAAUGCAGAAAUUGAAAGUCCGUGCAGAAGCAGCUGAUGUUGCCAAAUCCCAGUUUCUAGCUACUGUUUCGCAUGAAAUUAGGACACCUAUGAAUGGCAUCCUCGGAAUGCUUGCCCUAUUACUAGAUACAGAUUUGAGUUCACCGCAAAGGGACUAUGCUCAAACUGCUCAAGCUUGUGGAAAGGCACUGAUAACAUUAAUAAAUGAAGUGCUUGACCGGGCAAAAAUUGAAGCCGGCAAGUUAGAGUUGGAGGCAGUACCAUUUGACCUUCGCUCCAUUCUAGAUGAUGUUCUCUCUUUAUUCUCUGAGAAGUCUAGGCACAAGGGUGUUGAGUUGGCUGUGUUCGUUUCUGAUAAAGUUCCUCAAAUUGUUUUGGGGGAUCCAGGAAGAUUUCGACAGGUUGUCACAAAUCUCGUGGGCAACUCAGUCAAAUUCACCAACCAAGGCCAUAUAUUUGUUCAAGUCCAUAUAGCUGAACAUGCAAAAGCUUUGAUGGAUGCAAAAGCGGAAACAUGCUCGAAUGGAGGGUCCGGUGUGGUUCUGUCUAGUGGCAGUCAAUUUAAAACCUUAAGCGGUUGUGAAGCCGCUGAUGACCGCAACAGUUGGGAUGCCUUUAAGCAUUUAAUUAGUGACGAAGAAUUCAAUAUGACCAAUGACGAGACUUCUCAGAACGUCACUUUGUUGGUAUGUGUAGAAGAUACUGGGAUUGGCAUUCCUUUACGUGCCCAGGAGCAAGUUUUCACGCCCUUCAUGCAAGCGGACAGUUCAACCUCUAGAAAUUAUGGAGGAACUGGUAUUGGGUUGAGUAUUAGUAAGUGUUUGGUUGAGCUAAUGGGUGGUCAGAUAAAUUUCAUAAGCCGUCCUCAGGUUGGAAGCACGUUUUCAUUCACUGCAGCCUUCAGAAGAUGUGAGAAAAACACCUUUGGUGAUCCAAAAAAACCCGUUGCCGGUGAUGUCCCUAAUGGGUUUCAAGGAUUGAAAGCAAUUAUAGUUGAUGAGAAACCGGUUAGAGCAGCUGUGACAAGAUACCAUCUGAAGAGACUCGGUAUCCUGGUUGAAGUCGUAAGUUGUGUAAGGAUGGCAGCUGCUAUGUCAUGCAAAUAUGGAUCCAAACAAGAAAAGCUACCCGAUAUGAUACUAGUUGAGAAGGACUUAUGGAUGUCAUCCGAGGAUGUUAGUGUAAAUUUAUGGUUGUUGGACUGGAAACAGAAUGGCCACACAUUUAAAUUGCCUAAGAUGAUCCUACUUGCAACCAGUAUUACCGGCGCUGAGUUUGAAAAAGCAAAGCAAGUGGGUUUUGCAGAUACAGUGAUCAUGAAACCUUUGAGAGCGAGUAUGGUGGCAGCAUGCCUUCAACAGGUGUUAGGAACGGGGAAGAAGACACAAGGGAAAGACACAGUUAAUGGAUCUGUCUUCCUUAAAAGCUUGCUUUGUGGCAAGAAAAUUUUGGUUGUUGACGACAAUAGGGUAAACCGUAGAGUUGCUGCUGGUGCACUCAAGAAGUUUGGAGCUGAUGUCGAGUGUGCCGAGAGCGGCAAAGCUGCUCUUGCGUUGCUUGAGUUACCGCAUAAUUUCGAUGCUUGCUUCAUGGAUAUUCAGAUGCCUGAAAUGGAUGGUUUUCAGGCGACGCGUCACAUUCGGAAGAUGGAGAAGGAGGCAAAUGAGCCGCAGCAGAUGAAUGGAGGAUCCACCACUGAAGUUAGAAAGCCUGAGUGGCAUUUGCCAAUAUUAGCUAUGACGGCAGAUGUGAUUCAUGCCACACACGACGAAUGCUUGAAGUGUGGGAUGGACGGUUACGUGUCAAAGCCAUUUGAGGAAGAGAAUCUCUACCAGGCUGUUGCGAAAUUCUUUGAUUCCAAACACGUUUCUGAUCCUUAACACGAUUGCCAAUUACAAGAGAAUUGGGCACGGCUAAUUCAAGAAGUUCUGGUUGGUUGAGCAUAUUGCCAGCAAAUUUUCCAAAUUCUGCUGGUGCUUUCACAGAGCACGCCGGAGAACGAAGCCGAUUGGUUUCUUGAAUUUUCUUGAAUUUUUACCUUUGUGAACCAGCAUGAAUAUAGAGGUUUGGACAGUUAAUUCUAACUAACCUGGAUUUAACUUGAUUAGCUUAUCGAGAACAUGUUGUAUACUACUGUGAAUCCCCCCCGCCACCCAACUGAUAUGUAUAGAUCUUUAGAGGGUGAGGGGGUUAGAAAAAAUUGUAUAAUCUGAUAUUCUUGUAUGGUGUCCUUGACAAGCUCUAGUUCAGAAGUUACCCACCAAUUCCUUGAUUUGUAUAAUUGUGCUCCGCAGACUUUGCAUUGCAUUGCAUUUAUGCUAGCUUGUGCACGAGAGAACCUUUACACAAAGUGGGUGUGGUUGGGGUAGGGGUGAGGGUGGGUGGUUUAAGUGAUGGUGGCGGCGGCAAUGCAGGGGUGGUGAUGGAAUGAAAGUUGUGGUGGCAGUGGCAGGGUGGAGUUGGCUGCAGCGGUGAUGGUGGUGGGGUGGUGGAGGUUUUCAGUUGACUUGCCUUUUGUUGUAUUUUUUUGAUUCUACUUUUGUUGUAUUGAAUGUUAGAAAAUGUAGAAAAUAUUACAUAAGGAGCUUAUGAAGUACGAAUAUUUUGUAUUGAA
Molecule: messenger RNA, 4154 nt
Organism: Camellia sinensis
Lineage: Eukaryota; Viridiplantae; Streptophyta; Magnoliopsida; Ericales; Theaceae
Product: histidine kinase CRE1
Biological process (GO): phosphorylation; phosphorelay signal transduction system
Cellular component (GO): nucleus
Molecular function (GO): phosphorelay sensor kinase activity
Source: RefSeq, a predicted model, not a curated record